Molecule: messenger RNA, 1744 nt
Organism: Paramecium sonneborni
Lineage: Eukaryota; Ciliophora; Oligohymenophorea; Peniculida; Parameciidae
Source: the annotation of a GenBank genome assembly
AAUGAAUAACACCCUCUAAUUACACUUGCCCAAAUUAUAGCAAUUCAUUUAGAAUUUUACAGAAGACAAUAGUUCAGUUGAUCUAUCAAAGCUAUAGAAUACACUCGAAUUGAGAAUCCAAUAAACAAUAAUAACUGUUAAUGAAGUACUCCACUUUUAUGAAUAUUGCCAAUCAUAGUAAUUGAGUUUUUUACAAAAAUAUAGGGAGUUUUUAAAAAUGCAUAGCUCUAGAAAUUGGACAGAUGAAGAAUGGAAAAUACUAUUAUGGGUAACGUUAUAGUAUUGUUCAUUAAAUUUAAAAAGCAGUGAUGAAAUUGUAAAUCUUUAUUAGUUUACAUUAGUAAGGAUAGGAUUGGAAUAAUAUAUCUGAAAUUAUAGCAUUCAAGGACUCAUUAAAUUGUCAAUUUAAAUGGUUUUCGCAUUUAAGAAUUAUUCCUUCAAAUAAAAAUUGGCUUCCUGAAGAAGAUAAGUUGCUUUAUAAAAUCAUGACAAAAGAACCUAACAUAAAAUGGUUUGAAGUGUAAUAUGAAAUGUUUAUUUAAUCAUAAGGAAUUUAUUUUAGAAAGGCAAAACAAUAUAGAGAGAGAUGGAACAAUUAUUUAAAUCCUUAAGUAAAUAGGUAAAUUUUUAGGUUUAUUAUCUAAGAGGUAUUUGGACAGAGCUUGAUGAUUAUAAUUUAUUGUAAAUAACAUUAGUAGAAGGUUUGAGAUGGUCAAAUAUAUCAAAAAAAUUGAAAAAUAGAACAGAGAAUUAAGUUAAAAAUAGAUUCAAAAGCAUAAUCAAUAAAGAAAAAAAAAUAGUAUAAAUUCCUUCUGAGUUACAAUAAGAUCACUUAGAUGACCCUUUAAAACAUGGAUUAGAUAAAAUGACUGAGUUUUUAAUUCAUUCAAUUUUAAGUAGAUUGAAACCGGUGGAUUAAAAUUAAAACUCGAAUAGCAAUCAGUAAGAACAUUUAAGCUAUAACAAUGAAUAAUCAUUUUCUUAAAUACCAUCAUAUCCUUAUAUAAUGGGACCUUAAUCAUACUACUAUUAACAAUUCUCAUAGAUUCCAUAGAUCCCAUAGAUUUCAUAGAUUUCAUAGAUUCCAUAGAUACCAUAGAUUCCAUAGAUUUAAACAAUACCAAUAAUGCAACCUUAAUUAUAAUAAAGCAACCCUAUUUUACCUUGUCAACAAUAAUAAUUAUAAGGAAUGAAUAUUUAGAUUCCACAACACUAAUCUUUAAUUUCGUAGUAGCUUAUAUAAUAAUAAUUAAUUUAAUAAUAACAAUAAUAGAUGAUUCCUAACUUUUAUUAAGCUCAAUAUAUUCCAUAAUAAUUUAUUUAAUAAUAAUAAUAACAAUAAUAAUAAUAAUCGUAAUUUAAAUUUAAUGUAUAUUCAUCAUAAUAAAAUACACCAACUAAUUCUAUUGGAACUUUAAGUUCUUAACGUUCUGAAAAACUUAUCUCAGAUUAAAUUAAAGAAGAAGAAAAUAGUGGAUCAUCAUCAAACAAAGAACCCAAAGUUUAAAAAAUGGUUUGUGUUUCUGCUUAAUCAUCUAUCAAUGGUUCAACUAGUUCGGUGAAUUCAUUGGAUGCUAUUAAACAUAAUUUCAAUAAUAUGCAUUUAGAUUCUGAAUAAAAUAGUCCAGAUCCUAUUUAAAAAAGAAAACAUUAAAGAUCACAAUCAGGUGCAUUCGAUGUAAACAAUUAAGGAAAAGUUAAAACUAAGAGAUCGAGAUUCUUUUAUGCUUCUAAUGAUGGUUGA